UGUUCUCAUUUACGUUUGAACAUUCGUUGACGUCGGUUAUUCAAACAUGAGUUCUGCAAUGGUCAAGUUUAGUAAGGAGCAAGACGAGAUAUUGGUUGAAUGUAUAGCUAAACAUCCCCCAAUUUACAAUCCCGAAAAUAGGGAUUAUAAAGAUUUGAAUAUACGAGAUGCAAUUUGGAAGGAUAUAAGUGGCAAUGUUGGGCGAAGUGAUGAAGACUGCAAGAGAAGGUACAAAAACAUUAAAGAUGCCUAUUUAAAAAAUAAACGGGCAAGAAAAAUGAAUACUGGAGCAAGUGCCUCUUCAAAACCCUCAAAAUGGCAUUUAGCACCAUUUUUAACUUUUUUGGAUGCAGUACCAUUAGAAAGAAACACUACUUCAAAUAUAUAUGAUACUGAUAAUAAUGAAGAUUCUGGCUCAGACGAAGAGGAAAUAAAUAUCACACAAGAUGAUAUACUGCAGUCAUCAUCAGUAACGCAAUGUCCUCAAUCUCCAUCGACUUCAAAAUCACAAAAAUCGACUCAUAAAAGAAAAAAUUUAAAAGUCACUGAAUUAUUAGAAAAACGAUCAAAAGAAAGAACAGAGCUGAUGACACAACUGAUCACUAAAAAAAAAAAUACGGAUGAGUACGAUGAUGUUGAUCAUUUUUUCAAAAGUUUAGCUCUAUCUGUCAAAAUGUUGCCACACUUGAUUUCACAGGCGAAAUUGAAAAUGUUGACAAUUGUGACUGACUUGGAACUUCAAGCUGCAAAUAAUCAUACGCAUAACGUCCACAUCAUACCUAGCAUUAGCAAAGUAUCAUCAGAGUCAAAUACUUCUACUAGUCGUUCCCCAUAUUCUAACAACUUUAUUCCAUAUAGCCCACCUUCACUAGAUUCACCAUCAUAUUCAAAUUUUCAACAACAGUUUGGAACACCAAAUCCAACUACAUUUACAUGGAACACCAAUUCUCAAUAA
This is a messenger RNA of Sipha flava (yellow sugarcane aphid), 955 nucleotides long. RefSeq lists its product as uncharacterized. The record is from RefSeq and is a predicted model, not a curated record. The coding region runs from base 47 to 955 and encodes 302 amino acids. The transcript has 3 exons. Lineage: Eukaryota; Metazoa; Arthropoda; Insecta; Hemiptera; Aphididae. Gene Ontology annotation, biological process: regulation of transcription by RNA polymerase II. Gene Ontology annotation, cellular component: nucleus; transcription regulator complex.